Aspergillus ochraceoroseus IBT 24754 is the source of this 1131-nucleotide messenger RNA. RefSeq lists its product as uncharacterized. The coding region runs from base 1 to 1071 and encodes 356 amino acids. NCBI's taxonomy places the organism in Eukaryota, Fungi, Ascomycota, Eurotiomycetes, Eurotiales, Aspergillaceae. The record is from RefSeq and is a predicted model, not a curated record. The transcript has 2 exons.
AUGGCUGCAGCGUGGCCUUAUGGCGCGGCCAGAUUCAAGGGUAAGUCCCCGAACAGCUCCCUGGGGAUCGGAAAACAGUCCUAUUUACACUUCCAGGGUCCUGGGGUUGGAUGUAUCUCUUCACAGCUUUCCUGUCAUGCUUCCCUCCUCAUGGCAGGUUCCCAAACUGCCAGUGAAACUACUGGGUUCACCGUCAACCAGGUAGAGAAAUACAUAGUCACGGCUUUUGUUGGCAUCGCGUGGUAUAAUGCGAUCGAACUCGUCAUCCUCUGCCUGGCGACCUUUAAACGGUAUGAGGGCACAUACUUCUGGAGCCUGCUCAUCACCUCCCUCAGCAUCAUACCCUACUGUCUGGGGUUCAUUCUGUUCUUUUUUGUUGCCGGGAUCUCGCCCUACAUACCAGUCACUUUGAUCGUAUUGAGCUGGUAUUGUACGGUGACGGGCCAUUCAGUCGUCUUGUGGUCGCGACUGCAUCUCGUCCUCCAGAAACCGAAGGUGCUCCGAUGGAUUAUUUAUCUGAUUGUUUUCGACGCGAUCAUCCUGCAGAUUCCGAUCACGGUCUUGCUGUACGGAGCCCUGACGCCGGGCAACACCGCCUUUUCCCACGGCUAUAGCAUCAUGGAACAUAUCCAGUUGAUCGGCUUCUGCUUGCAGGAAUCUUUGAUCUCCGGCCUGUAUAUCUGGGAAACCUUCAAACUCCUGCGUCUCCGCCCCUCGCGCCCGAACCGACGGAUCCUGUCUCAGCUGCUCGCGAUUAAUAUUGUGGUUUUGGUCUUCGAUGUGGCUGUGGUCGCGAUUGAAUACGCAGGCAAAUACGGUCUCCAGGUCGUGUUCAAGCCGGUUGCGUACAGCAUCAAGCUGAGACUGGAAUACGCGAUCCUCGGCCGGUUGGUCUUGAUCGCUACGAGUGCCUGUUCGGAAUCAGAUCCGAUGGAGUCCAGCGUGCAGACCGUCCUCAAUCCUGCUUUAUCUCGGCCAACGACUAGCGAUCGAGAUCCGAGCUCCGCAGAAGAAGAGGGUGAAUGGCGCCAGGAUGAAACGGAUCUGUCGUCAAUCUCUCGGAUGGAUUGAGGGAUGGGGGGGGGCGGAUUCAUAUUCACGACCUGGUAUAAUAAAAUCACUGAAUAAAAU